Fusarium poae is the source of this 606-nucleotide messenger RNA. RefSeq lists its product as uncharacterized. Lineage: Eukaryota; Fungi; Ascomycota; Sordariomycetes; Hypocreales; Nectriaceae. The coding region runs from base 1 to 606 and encodes 201 amino acids. The record is from RefSeq and is a predicted model, not a curated record. The transcript has a single exon.
AUGACACCAACAAUUGAAGAACUACUAAAGGAAUACGACUUUGAUCCUUCACUCAUCGACAGAGUUGCACUUCGCAAAUACAAACAACCCAUCGCCAUUGUUGAACCCGAUCCAAAAUGGCCAGAGCAUUUCGCCCGUGCUAAAACGCGCAUCGAAUCCGCCAUCGGCGAUACAGCAGUGUCAAUCAACCACGUUGGCUCUACCAGCGUCCCAGGUCUGCCAGCAAAAGCUGUAAUCGAUAUUGACCUGACCGUCAAAGAUAUCAACGAUGAAGCCUCCUACGCAAACGCUCUCGAAGCUGCUGGUUUUCAUUUUCUCGUUAGGGAGCCAGGCUGGCAUGGACAUCGCCUCUUUUGCGAUUAUGAACCCGUGCCGACGAAUCUGCAUGUUUGGGGUCCUGGAUGCCCGGAGGUGGUGAGGCACAGGAUCUUUACAGAUUGGCUGAGGAAGAAUGAGGACGAUAGGAAAGCUUACGAGAAUAUCAAGAGGGAGGCUGCGAAGGCGAGUGUUGAGAACGGGGAGGAUGUUAUGGAGUAUAAUAAUAGGAAGCAGAACGUCAUUCGUGAGAUUCUGCAGAUGGCGUUUAAGGAUUUGGGAUACCUGUAG